UAAGAUCCCAUGAGACUUCAAUACUGCCCAAACAAUCAGACAUCAUGGUAGUAGACAAGAACCAGAAGACAGCAGUGAUGAUAAAUGUAAUGAUGCCAAGCAAUAUCAGGAAGAAGCAGUAUGAGAUGCUAGAGAAGUACCAGGGUCUGAAGGAGAUACUAUAAAGGAUGUGGAAAGUAAAAGCCAAAGUGGUCCUGGUGGUGAUAGGAUUCAUCUCCUACACUGGGAGACUUGGCUCCAACAGAUCCCAGGAAGAACAUCUGAGUGCAAUAUUAGGAACAGGUCCAGAUGGCACAGGUAAUUACCAACCAAAGGAACUGGAUUAUUGCCAUUACAUAGGAUCAAAAUCUUCACCCGUGGAGGGCAGUAGUGAUGCCAAGUAUUUGUGGAGACAUGCACCAAGUAAUCCUCCUCCAUGGAUGCACAAGAAUUGGUUUGUAGGAGAAAUUGGCUGGAGAACAAAAGAGUUUGGCUCACUUAACCAAACUGGUCUUCUCCAGGGCAAGAAGAUAAUGCCUAAGCUAAAUCUCCCAGCUGAAGAAUAUGAAAUAAUUAACGAAUACAAAAAUCCCAGGAAAUUGACAUUUAAUCCCCAGUACUGAGAGUUUGAAAGUUUAUCCAAUGGAUAUAGAUGUGAAGCUGAUUCUAUGGAUUGUAAUAAACAAAGAAGCACUCUUUCUGCCCAAAGGACAAUCAAGAUGGCCAACAGUUAUUUAUAUUAACAUUGGAAGUGUUAAUUAGAAAUAUUAGACAGGAUCCAGAAAUUAUAGGAAUAGAAAUAAAAAAAGAAGAGUAUAAAUUAUAA
Molecule: messenger RNA, 805 nt
Organism: Pantherophis guttatus
Lineage: Eukaryota; Metazoa; Chordata; Lepidosauria; Squamata; Colubridae
Gene: SPMIP2
Product: sperm microtubule inner protein 2
Source: RefSeq, a predicted model, not a curated record